CAACAAGGAUUCGCAGAGUCUCAGCAGCAGCUGUUGUGUUGACGACGGAGGCGAGCGACGAGUGCUCGAUUGAAUGAGGCAAUCACCACGCCAUCGGCAUCAGCGGCUACCGCAAUGGCGUCAGGCGGGGACGCGACCUACCUGGCCCUGCUGGGUUUGGCCGAAGAGUUCCGCACCAUGAGCCCUCCGAGCAUGAAAAACUGUAUACGCUGCCUUUUAGCCGUGUUCCAGCUCAACCCUGCUCCCAGGAUCGAGGCUUUGACGCACCUUCAGCUGGGUCAAAACCUCAUGCUGUACACCAACAACGCUGAUCUUGCUCAGUCACAUCUCGAGAAAGCAUGGUACCUCUCCCAGAAUAUCGCAGGUAUGGAUGAUGUGAAGUUUCAGGCGGCUAGUGCAUUGGCCGAUCUGUAUGAAAGAAGAAACCAGACAGCACUGGCGAAGCAAAUCCUGAAUACAGCCAUCGAGUGUUCCCGGCACUCUACGCUUUGGCAUUGCCGUCUCAUCUUCAGAAUUGUUCAAAUGUUUGCCACGGAACGAGACUACCCAAGUGCCUGCAGCUUUUUGAGUGUCGGGGCAGAGUACGCUCACAUGAUGGGAGCACAGUACACACGUAUUCUUUUCCUUCUCAGCGAAGGCAUGCUGCUGAUGGUGGAUCGCAAGCUGGCUGAGGUGCAUCAAGUGCUGAGUCAGGCAGGACAGCUAGUGGAAGCAUGGCAGGGCUCCACCCAGCACAAGGAAGCGCUCAAGGUGUUCUUCCUCGUUCUACAAGUCUGCCACUACCUUUCUGCGGGGCAGGUGAAGAGUGUGAAACCUUGCCUGAAGCAGCUUCAGCAGGGAAUCCAGACCAUCACAUCGUUGCACUCAGAUGAGGAGACUGUCCCAUCAAAUCCUGGAGAUAUGUUUCAUUGGAUGCCCAAGGAGCAUAUGUGUGUCCUGGUCUACUUGGUUACAGUGCUGCAUUCUAUGCAGGCUGGCUACAUGGACAAAGCACACAAGUACACUGAUAAGGCUCUUAUGCAAAUUGAGAAACUUAAAAUUGUCGACAGCAACCCAAUCCUGCAUUCAUUCCAAUUGCUUCUCCUGGAACAUAUUGCCAUGUGUCGCUUGGUCAUGGGCAAUAAGACUCUCGCCAUACAAGAGGCAUCGCAGGCCCUGCAGAUAUGUCGUCAAGAGCCACGUCUGUUUGCCCGUCACAAACCUCAACUGCAUACACUUCUGGGCUUGUAUGCCAUGUCCAUGAACUGCAUGGAAGCUGCUGAAGCUCAAUUCAACACAGUCCUCAGGAGCAUGGCAUCACCAGAGCUACGAAUCCUGGCCAGCCUAAAUUUGGUCAUCGUGUACCUGCGGUGCCAUCGAGAGAAGGAACUUCAGGAGCUGCUCGUUCGGCUUAAUCCGGAGACUCUACCAUCAGCGUCACACAGUUUACGAGCGGCUGCCUAUUAUGUUCAUGGAUUCAAUGCCUUCUUCCAAGCCCGCUACAAUGAUGCCAAGCGCUACUUGCGAGAGACGCUCAAGAUGGCGAAUGCUGAAGACCUGAACCGUCUCACCUCCUGCUCACUGGUGCUUCUGGGGCACAUCUUCUUCUCGCUGGGCAACAGUCGGGAGAGCAUGAACAUGGUCACUCCUGCCAUGCAGCUGGCCAGCAAAAUCCCAGAUGUGCAUGUUCAGCUCUGGGCAUCUGCUCUCCUCAAGGACCUGUACCGACUGUGCGGCCAGCCACUGCAGGAGCAGGAAGCCAUCCAGACACAUGCCAGUUUCUCACAACUGUUGCUCAAGGACCACUUUCAGGCAUCCCAGCUGCCAGAACACAACUUGAUACAGUGGAUUGACGGAGAGCCCCCUGUUAUGAACACAGCAUCAACCAGCUCGGCAAUUCCAUAAACUGGCAUUGUUAAGGGCUUCUUUCGAAGCCAACAUCCUAUGCCUGCACGCUUAUAGUUAAUGACAACCCCACCUGUGCGAAUGUCCUUUUGAGCAAGGUUCCUUAUCAGCCAGAGCGCCUAUGUAAGAGUGUGUCAUGUUUGCCACAUUGUGAUAAGCUGCAAGAAUGUUUUCUCCUAGUUUAUUUUCGCAGACAUGGGGACUCGCAUGUACAGGCAUACCUCCUUCCUUUCCUUUAACCUUACUCCUCAGAGAUCUACUGUAAUACAUUAGUCCUAUUGAUAUAUGCGUGAUCGCUAGCCACAAUGUGUAAAUUCACCUUAGUGCACGCAAUUGACUGUCCUUUAGGUCUAAGAAAACAAGUGAUUCACUUCAUUCAUAGCUGUCCACAGUUGUGGGCAUUUGUGGCAUUUAAUGUGCAGUCAACAUCAGUUACUGUUGUAAAUUUUUCCCAUGUGUUUAUAUUUACAGACCUGUGGAAUGUACAUUUGUGUCAUAUGCCUUUUAUUUAGAAAGUUACCACAGUAGGAGAACUGACUUGUAUAUAGCGUCGUGACAAUUGGCAGCCUGUAAAUGCUACCUUGAGAAGUUCUACACAUAUACUGUGAAAAAGCAUUGCAUGCUUUGCUGUUGUGUGUCUAGUAGUAUGUGAAAGAAAUUGUUUAAAACAUGUGGCCUAAGAUUUGGUUGCACAUCGAUGUCUCUUUCAGUUUCACCAUGCUGCCUUUGAUAUUUCCGAAUGAUUUCCAGAGCUUGGAAACUUUGCAAAAGCACAUUGACCUCAACAAAUUGGAAAGCAUGCAUAUUUGUGCAGUGAGCAGGUUUAUGAGGCCAAUAUAAAGAAUAUGACAGAAGAGCUGUCUGCCAACUUGAAUGUUUAAUGAGGACAAAGGACAAAAAAGCAACACUAUUGCACAAGUGGCUGCCUACCAAGCGAUCAUUAAUUGUGGUUGGCAGAAGUUUUCACGCAUUCACAAUAAAUGUAGAUUUGGCAGACAGCGCUUGUGCCAAAUUAUUCUGAUAUUGUCUUCUGUCCCCAUUUACUCACGUUGUUUCAUUGCAUUUGCAAUAAACUAGGAGUGUUCUAGUAGUGACAUUACAGAACUGAAUACGAAUACAGCCGUACCUCAAUAUAAUUAUAAAGAAGUGAAUGUAAAAUUUGGUCAGACAUGGUUUAUUUCAGUGGAGUAUUUAUCCUCCAGCUAUAACAAAAUUGAAAAUGCAAGAUCCGACUUGUAUCAGUUACUAUGUAGCAAAUUUUUGUUUUCGCAUGACUCCAAAAUUCUGGUAGCAAAAAUGUCAUAGUCUCCAACCAACUUUUGAGAACUGUGCGAUUUCAGGCAUGAACCAUGCAUUAGAUGCUGCAAACAUGGCAAGCAUGUCGACUGGCAUGAAACCACAACUACAAUUGCCAACUGCCAACGAAGCGGCGCUGGUUAGGCCUAGCAACCUAAGUAGUGUGGCCGGUGGAGUGGCUGGUGUGAAGCUGUUGUGGGAAGCUCGCAACCAAUACGUUCGCACUCGUAGACUUUAUCGGCGAUAGUGACAUCAGAUGCACGGGCUAGACUCUAACUGAAGCCGUAAUCGAAUAUUCAAAGAAACGAAAUAUAAAAUUCUAAAUCAAAUACUACUUGGAUUUAAAAUUGAUUUGAAUAUUUACAUACACUUAAGUGUUUUCAUCCAGUCUUUAUUUUCCUCACUUACCUGUGUGCUGCACAAAUACGUGAAAUUCUGGUUUUCCUGUGUGCUUCUUUCACAUAAGCAUGCACUGUAUCAUAAAAACAUGUUAGUUGUUCCCUCCCUCCUGACGCAAGCCGUCCAGAAAGGUGCAUGUGACAAAGCUCAAUAUGAGUGAUGUUUGUGAUUUCCUGUGUACAGAUUUCUCAGGGCAAACAGUAGGCUAUUCUUUUUAUUAUGUAACUUUUUGUGAUUAAUUUUCCACCUAUGCAAACUCACACUAGUGAGCACAUUGCAUGGAUUCUUAAAACAAUCUAUAUUCGUGCUAUAAUAGACUUCAGCUUCGUUCACACUUGGGAAGCGGAAAGAGAGCGAAAACUCCAAAGCGGGCAAAACAUCUUUUCUGCACAUGUCCAAGAUGUUCACAUUUGUUUUGCCACCGCCGCCUUCACCAAAUCUAACUACUGUGAGGACAUUUGUCUGCAUAGUGGCACUUGUCACCAUACACCAUUUCAAGCUUCAAGCAGUUGUUUCAUUCAUUGAUCCAUUGGUCAUGAAAAUAAGUGGUUCCAUGAAGUGAUUGCGUGCAUCUAUGCCCGUGCUGAUUUUUAAUGAACAAAUGAAAUAAAUAGUUUUAAUCCAUUUAAGCUUUUUAUUUCUGGAGAUGCACAACGAGCCCAGCUGAAGAAGCAGACACCCCAGAAGCGACAAUGAUGAAAUUGACUGACUUUGCAAAAGCAAGAAGUUUGACAUGACAAUGCUUAGCUGUUUCACCUUCUGCUAGUACUCCGCUCCUUGGUAAUCUUCAUCCAAAUCUCGCUUUUUUGGAACGAGUCUUUGUAGAGGCUCCGAGUUUUAUUGUACACCAAUGAGUUUUUUUCAUUAUUUCAAUUAGCAUCGCUGCUGAAACUUUGGGUGCCAUUUUUAAUGUUUCCAUGUCAGUGCAGGUUUCGGCGUAGCAGAACGACAUUAUGCUUUCGCCAAGGCAAAAAAAUCGAUCCGAGGCCGAUCUGGCUUGCCGCUUGGUUUUCCGGCCACUUAGGCGAAAAAGCGGGUGAAUUACUCAGCGAUUUAUUUCUGCUUGUGAGUGCUCCCAGACCAAGUGUGAACGUAGCCGAAGCACUGCUUUGAACCAGCGUACAACUAUACGUAUGCAUUUGAAGAACAUUAUUACACAUAGCACAGACGUCCAAUUUAGCGUUUGUGACUGGUGGCUGGAUGAUGUCAGCAGGCUCAUAAUGUGCUCAUGGCACUGCUACUACCUUUUGGUAUUUUAUUUGCUGCAUUUUGUGUUUACAUCUAUAUGGUACUUAUUUACUAGAAUUGUAUGAACCUAUUGCAUAUUGAAAACUCGUAUGGAUACUAGUUACCAGUACUCCAACGCCUGUGUUAAAAUAAAAUGUAUAGCUGAUCCCUU
Messenger RNA from Dermacentor silvarum, 4978 nucleotides. It is a transcript of the gene Mau2, whose product is annotated as MAU2 chromatid cohesion factor homolog. Gene Ontology annotation, molecular function: double-stranded DNA binding; protein binding. The record is from RefSeq and is a predicted model, not a curated record. The coding region runs from base 115 to 1884 and encodes 589 amino acids. Gene Ontology annotation, biological process: maintenance of mitotic sister chromatid cohesion; mitotic sister chromatid cohesion. Lineage: Eukaryota; Metazoa; Arthropoda; Arachnida; Ixodida; Ixodidae. The transcript is spliced from 16 exons. Gene Ontology annotation, cellular component: chromatin; SMC loading complex.